GGUCAGUUUGGCUCCAGCUCGGGCUUGUUGGUGAGCGGGGGAGGGGAGGUCCUGGAGAUGUGUUUGAAAAAGAAUGGCUGGAAGGAGAAAAGCAUUAGAAAAACCUUCGAUAAACUGUAAUGCACAAAGCACAAAUGAUACUAGGACAAAACAUGUGCUUGAAGCAAACAAUGAAAGAUUCCACCCUAAAAGAGCUGCUCUGCCAAUGGAAGAACCAAGCAAGUGUUAUUUAUUGCGAGAACUCACUGCACAGAGAUCAUCCAUUGAGAAAGGAAUACUGGAUGUUGAUCGACUCAUUCUUAAACUUUUUACAUCUGGCACUUUGGACUUUGUCUCCUUGAACAAUAUUACUCAGUAUCCCGUUAGGAAUGACAGGACUCAAGCUCUGCUGGACCACUUUUUACAAAUAAAUAACAAUGUCAUUUUAAGGCAGUUUGUUUCUCACAUGCGGGACCCAGUGAUACUAAAUGCGGAAGCACUAAACUGGGCUGAGUAUAUGCAAGGAUGCAAUGACAGCUGUUGUAUGUUCUUCAUCAAGAAAUAUGCUGAUGUUUUUCAAUAUGUCUUGGAAGAAUACGGCGUGAAGCGCUUUGCGGAAUACUUUGUGAAAUCAGGAAUGCUGAAAGAAUCGGAGAGCAACGAUCUAUGCGAGUAUAACCAAAAGGAGGGAGCAGAACGUUUUAUGCACAUCUUAUUCACCAAAAAAACCAUUCUUUGUGUAGCAGACUUGUGGUUUACAUUGGUGCAACAUCAGAAUGACCUUCCUUAUCUGGGACCAUACAUCAACAGUUUCCUGACAGCAUUUGAUGAACAAACCAGACCCCUCUGUCCACAAUUCGACCCUGAACUGCCAAUCAAACCGCUGUUAAUAAAGAAAUGCUAUGUCAAUGUCUAUCGUCUGCUUCAUUUAAUACAUGUGGAAGGCACAGAGGCUGUUCGGAAUAUUUUUGAUGCCCACAUAUCUCCAGAGGAAUUGGAUGAAGAAGUUACAAAGAAUAAAGUUUUAAUCAAGAAUCGGUUAGAAGGAACAGAUUUCAGCAAUGUCCGAAAAAGAUGGAUGAAUAUUGUUUAUUCCACAGAGAAGUCAAAAACUCUGCGUUUUACAUUGCCUUUGUUUAAUUUUCUUGCUGUGUUCAUGAAGAAGUUUCCCCGUCCCAAAAAAGGUUGGACUGGGAGGCUUGCAAGAUCUGAUACAUCCCCCGGAGCUUGCUUACGGCGGAUCUGUGAAAUGCGAGAUUACCUUUUGAAAGGGAUUUUCCACACAGACCUGACUUAUGAAAAAUUUGACCAAAUUUGGAAUGAAGCUGCAGAAAUACUUGUUCACCUUGGCAUUGAUGAUAAGCGACUCCAAGGACUUCGCUUGCAGCCAAUGAACGUUACAUUCAUUGAUAGAAGAUACAUGGAGAAAUAUUUUAACAAGCCACUGUCCCAGCUUUUGGAAGAACUUAUUGUUAGACAUCACAAUGGUAUUGAUUCAAUCUGUGCUUGUUCUUUGACAGAGGAUCUGUGUGCAGGGCAUGAAACCCAAAAGCCUGGGCUAAAAUUGCUUGAUACUACAGAAGAGCAUAAGGAAAAGGAGACCUCAGAGGAUGAGUUUGCAAAACCUAUUCCUGCAACAGGAGACUCAAACGCAAAGAAAAGACGGAAAAAAUCAAGAGGUAAAAAGGGUAAAAAGACAGAAGCUGCUGCAAAGGCAACUUUACAGAAAGCUGAAAUGCUCAAGGAAUUAAAAAGUCCCCUGAGUCAGAACAGUGAAAUGCCUGAAGAACAAAAUCAAGAACUAAUACUGGAGCCUGAAGCUACAGGACCUGCUGAAUCCUGUGACAUCAACAAUAGAAGUGAAGAUGAUCGUGGAGAAGAGAUAAGCCAGGAAAAGAUUUUGGAUGGGAAGGUUGAUGUUUGCGUCAACACUGAUGACGUUGAUUUUAAGGAGACUUUCAAAAGAAUAGAGGAAGAAAGAAACAGAUUAAUACAUACCAUUGAAGACCUGCGUGACAGCUGCAAACAAAUAGAAAAUGAAAGCCAUCUAGAAAUUAAAGCAUGGAAACAAAAAAUCCAUGAGAAGGAGAAACUGUGUGAGGGCCUCCAGCAAGAAAUUUUAAGUAUCAAGCUUCAACUCCAGGAGGAAUCUUGCAAAAUAAUACAGGAGCAGAAAACUCAUCAAAUGCAGUUAAUUAAAGUCAAGGAACAAAUUAGAAUCAAAAGAUCUCAAUUUGAAAGAUAUGAAAAAUUAAUUAAUGACAAGAAUGAGGAAAUGGUAAAAUUGAAAAGAGAAUUGCAAAAUGAACUAGAACAUUGGAGCCGUGAAAAGCUACAGCUGGAGGAAGAGCUUGCAAUUGCACAACAAAGUGAAACAGAAAGUGUUAGGAGGGCAGUCGGUCAAGAGAGCCUUCUGCUAGAAAUGCGCAGAGAUUUCUUACUCAGGAACCUAGAGGAUGCCUUGCUGGAGACAGAACAUCAGCUGAGCAUGCUUGUGGAUGAGAUGAGGAGACAGAUUGCUGACCCGUCACAGAUUCAGGCUGCUGUAAACAAGUGGGAAGUUAUUGCUGCUGAUCUCAGAAGUAAAAUUGAAUACACAAAGAUAAACUUCAAUGAUCACAUCUACCUGAUCAAAAAGGGAGCCAAACUGAGUAAUCUGCCUGUGCUCAGCAAUCCUGAACCUCCAACCUGGCUUUCUUUGCACAUUCUGAAAUCUCAAAGGAAAGCAAGCUUUCAGCAUUUAUCAGAGCCUCAACCUUCUCUACAAUUGCAUGCUGCAACCACAACCGCUACCACAUCCAGUGCAACAUCCAGUAUCCUACAAGGAUAUAGAAACAGGUCAGAACUAAGCAGUUUUGUUGAUCAAGGACAAACUGAACAGAAAACAUGGACGAGCGUUGAAAAUCAGAAGUCCUGUAAGCAGUUGGUGCAACAGCAGUGUAUUGAGGAAGACCCCUGCAUCAUUUGCCAUGAGGAAUUAGUUCCCUCCAAGGAUUGCUAUGAGCUGGAAUGUAAACAUAUUUUCCACAAAAAGUGUAUUGAUUACUGGCUGAAGGAACAAAGCACAUGCCCUAUUUGCAGGAUUCUUGUGCUAAAGCCAGAGGACUAUCCACAGCUUUCAAAUAAAAAGGUUCUUUCUUAAAGUAACAUCUGACAAAUGGGACUUUCGAGCAAGAAAAUAGAUAUUAGAUUGUGAAAAUGCAUAUAUUUGAAAUGAAAAAAAGAACAAUGUUAUUUUAAAUACUCAUUGUGUAGAACCUCAUGGUUUGAAAUGUUUUGUUCACUGUUCACAACAUUCACUUUGACUGCGAUCAGUCCUGAUUAACUUCAUUAUCCUUUAAAGCUGUGAUAUCGGCCUAUAAUGUUUUAUGUAAUUACUGCAGGGGUGAUUUUACCUUGUUUCUCCAAUACCAAUGUUACACUUUUGGAAUCAGUGUGAAUAAAUGUUUUUGAUUUGCA
Stegostoma tigrinum is the source of this 3438-nucleotide messenger RNA. RefSeq names its product E3 ubiquitin-protein ligase DZIP3-like. Gene Ontology annotation, cellular component: cytoplasm. The transcript has 25 exons. The coding region runs from base 74 to 3121 and encodes 1015 amino acids. Gene Ontology annotation, molecular function: ubiquitin-protein transferase activity; polyubiquitin modification-dependent protein binding; RNA binding. Gene Ontology annotation, biological process: protein polyubiquitination. Lineage: Eukaryota; Metazoa; Chordata; Chondrichthyes; Orectolobiformes; Stegostomatidae. The record is from RefSeq and is a predicted model, not a curated record.